AUUACGAAGAAAGUGAAACGAACGACCAAAUCAACUUUUUAUCUUUCGUAAGGAACGUCCAACCCCGUUGAAGGUUCGUUGAUGUCAUGGAGGAGGAAGUGGAGAGAUGGGUUCAAGCAGAAGAAAGCGCAAAAGCAAUGCUUGGAAGGGUUUUCAAGGAGCGGCCAUUGUUGCUUCUUCGUCCUCCUUUUCAUAGGGUUCCUCUUCGCCCUGGCAACGUCGUUGAGGUCGUCGGCCCUUCUCCUUCUGCCAAAACCCACAUCUUAAUUCAGGCUGCCAUCAGUUGCAUUCUUCCUAGGGAGUGGAAUGGUGUGAACUAUGGAGGCUUGGAGAAGUUAGUGAUGUUCAUUGACUUGGAUUGCCGCUUUGAUAUUUUAUGCCUUUCACAAUCACUAAAGCAUCGUAUGAUGGAAGUUAGUGGAUCAAGAACCAAUGCUAAGUGGGAACAAGAUGAUGCUGGUCAUUCUAAUUGUAACUCAAAGAAAGAUCCUCAUGUUGGAUAUGACAAAGAAUUGUUUGAUGCCUGCAUGCGACGCUUCUUAUAUGUUCGUUGUUAUGAUAGUAUAGAAUUUCUUGCCAUUCUUAAGACAUUGCAUUUUCGGCUUCAAGAGGAAAGAGAAAGACAUGGCAUUGAUGUUCAUUUCCUUAUGAUUGAUAGCAUUGGGGCUUUUCACUGGAUUGAUCGUGCUUCAACAUCUUUGGCUGUCAUGGACAGUAGCAGGAAAAGUCACUCUCUUCAGUGUGUGUCCCAAACCAUAGUUCGGGAGAUCAGAAAACUUUUGCUGGUACAUCCCAUGCUCAUUUUAGUUACAAAAACAGCCAGUUUGGGGGAUAAAUAUUCAACAACUGAAGCAAACAGGAAUUCAGGACAAUGGUCAUCAGAAAAUACCACAGAUGGGAGAGCCACGAGGACUAGGAGGGGUCCUCAAAUACUUGCAUAUCGUGAAUACAUGCCUUCAGUUUGGCAGUCCUUUGUCACACACCGAGUACUUGUACGGGCCUCAGAUGAUGGAAGCCAGCACCAAAAUUGCCCAAUAUAUUUGUCCGAAUGGUUGUUGCCAUCUCUAAAUAUUUUGGACAAAUUUAUUGUCACAGAUGCUGGUGUCUCUCCUAUAUCAUAAAGUGCGCCCAUGUUAAAAUUGGAAUUUAUCUUGCUUCUAGUUUGCCAACUGUAUUUUCGUCCGCUCCUUGUCAUAAAAGUACUUGUUAGUUUGCUUCCACCAUAGAAAGGAGACUGCCACAUGAAAGAUAAGGUCAAGGGGCAAUUUGCCAAGGCUGCUUCCCGUUCCAUUUUAGAGCUGCCCAUGGUCAAGAAAACUUACACUAAGCACAAUCGAAAAAGAGAUGGUAUAUCUCUUUUGCUACCUUGCUUGAGAAGUGCUUAUUGGGAACGGGUAAUUAAAGGUUAAGGUGGUCUAAAGCGGAGAACCUCUCUCAAAUAGCAAACAGAGGAAUGAAGGCAUCAUGAGGGAAUUCCUAAGUUACGCCACACCAAUUUACUGCAUGACACCUUAUCACGUCGCACUAUAAUAGUAGUAAAAGCGAAUUUCAUAGAGAAAGCAACAUCCUCUUAGGACUUGCUGCUAUACAUCCAGUUGACCCAUCAAGCCUUGGGCAGGCAUAGACCUAUGGAUCUCCAUCAAAGCCUCUAUCUCCACAUUCAACCAUCGCAAAACACCCCCAUGAAAAAUUUCUACCACCAUCGUUUCAAUAGAAAUCCCCAACCCCGAGGUAACUAUCAAGAAUUAUAGUCAACAAGCACACCAAAUGGGCGGCAAUGAUCAUGCCAUAGAAACAGACCAUCCCCAAUCCUCCAUCUAAGAUGGGGCCGCACCACCUCCCUCAUUUGAAGAAGCUUCCACCAGUACCAUGGACACCAAUAUGGUACUCAAAGAAGCCAGACACCUACCCCCUGAUGUGAUACUUGUGGAUGCUUCAAAUCCAAUUAGAUUUCUCUUCACCUUGAAUAACACGCCAAACUAACUUAGACACCAAAACCUUGUUCCAAACAAACAAAGGCCGAAUGCCCUAACUGUUCGGUCCAAUCUUUUGAACGAAAGACAUCCCUCCAAGCCAUUUUCUACUUGUGAGUGAAGGAAUACUAGUAUGGUGGUGGGGUAAAGUUAAAAAUUUUGUGUAUUAAACAUAUACAGCAAAAGAAAUAAAUACACAUCAUACAUAUUUUGAAUAUUUAUGUAA
Diospyros lotus (date-plum) is the source of this 2199-nucleotide messenger RNA. Its product is annotated as DNA repair protein XRCC2 homolog. Gene Ontology annotation, biological process: double-strand break repair via homologous recombination. Gene Ontology annotation, cellular component: Rad51B-Rad51C-Rad51D-XRCC2 complex; replication fork. The transcript is spliced from 10 exons. The record is from RefSeq and is a predicted model, not a curated record. Lineage: Eukaryota; Viridiplantae; Streptophyta; Magnoliopsida; Ericales; Ebenaceae. Gene Ontology annotation, molecular function: ATP-dependent DNA damage sensor activity; DNA binding; ATP binding. The coding region runs from base 87 to 1121 and encodes 344 amino acids.